AUGUCAACGGGCUGUGAGAGUUUACAAUGCACAAACAGUCCUGUGGAUCUAGUUUUCGUCAUCGAUUCCUCGUCCAGCAUUUUCCCGAACGAAUUUAUACGUCAGCUGGAAUUUUUGGAAAACAUAACAGGAGAACUGGACGUCGGUCCAGCUGUCAAUCAGUCCAGGGUGGGGGUAAUCUCUUUCAGCGACGAACCGCGAUUGGAAUUUACAUUAAAUAAUUGCACCGAGAAAAAAGACAUAUUGGCCGCCGUCAGAAGAAUUAAUUACAUGUCUGGUGGAACCAACACCGCAUCUGCCAUCCGCCUGGCUGUUAAAAUGUUCAAAGCAGCAACUGGUGCUAGAAAGGGAGCAAAAGAUAUAAUUGUUGUCAUUACUGAUGGAGAAAGCUUUUCGAAAUCUGAAACGGAAGAAUCGGCUUUACAAGCAAGAAAUAUGGGAAUCAGUAUGUUUGCAAUCGGUGUGGGGGCCAAUGUGAAUGUUGAAGAGUUAAGUUUGAUUGCUGGAAUUACAGAACACGUCUAUCGAGUGUCUAACUAUGGAGAUCUUAAAAGUAUCAAGGAAGCCUUGAUCAAUAAGACUUGCAUAGAAAUUCAUCAAUCAACAACUACCACGAGUUUAGAAGAAGACAUGCCACUGAAUGAGACCGUGAAUAUUGAAAAUUGUAGUGGAAAACCAGCUGAUGUUCUUUUCCUGCUAGACUCUUCCAGCAGUAUAUCUCGCGAUGAUUUCAAAAAACAACUUACAUGUAGCUUCAUCAAAUCGAUUGUUAGCGCAUUUGACAUUAAUCCACACAAAACAGCGGUGGGUGUAUCCACUUUCAGUGACGAUUUUCAGUCCGUUUUCCACCUCAAUGAAUUCACGUCCAAGGAGAGUAUUUUCAAAGCUGUCGAUAACGUUCCUUAUCUCAGAGGUGGGACAGACACAGGAAAUGCCCUUAAAAACAUAAUAGACUAUGGUUUUAAAUUCGCUCGUCCAGAUGUUGUCCACAUCCUUAUAGUUAUUACUGAUGGUUUAUCACGCGAUCCUUUUGAGACUUUUCUAGAAGCAAACAAACUGAAGAAAACUGGGGGUUUUAUUUUUGCGAUAGGCGUGGGACCUUUUGUAGAUAAGAAAGAACUAAAGGCUAUGGCUAGCCCUCCACAGAAAGACCUUAAUUUUGUAUUCAAUGUUUCAACGUAUGAUGCUUUACAUUCUAUUAAAAAUUUACUUGCCAUUAAAACAUGUGUCAUUGCUGGACUGCAUAUGGAAGACCGCCCAAUUUGCAUUAUGGACAAACCUGUUGACAUUCUCUUCACCUUUAAUGCUGCUUCAGUUGGAUAUCAAGGCACUCGAAGUAUUUUGAAAACAAUCCAAAACUUUGAAAAAUUACGAUUUCAAAAUGAAUCAGACAUCCGUAUAGGCGUCAUUUCUCAAUCAUGUGUUUAUGGGGGUGACCUUCCACUACAGUCCCCAAACAAAUACUUAGCAAUAUCAUUUGACAAAAUGUCUUUCCUCAUCAAAAGAGUAAGGAGUUAUGGGUUGACUGAAGAGAAUGGUGUCAGAAGUGAAGCAGUCCACAUUGCCGUUCUCAUUGUGGACAAACUCUUGACAAGGGAAGAUGAAUUAGAGAUCCUCGAGUUAGAAAACAUGAUAAAUAAAAUGUACAUUGCCUACUUGGGCAACAGUCACAAUAAAAAUUCAAUUCUCAAAAUUUCAUCAACUUCGGUGAAAACUCUUUCCUUGGCCGAUUUCACAGCCAUAGAAAGCCUUUCGGGAUAUCUUCAGGAGGAAAUAUGUCAAAUGACUUAUAAUAAUUGAAUAAAAAACAAUAAACAGAACUAAAUAAUUGAAAAAAAACAAAUCAAUAAAUUAAAAAUGAAAAAAAUCCAAA
Molecule: messenger RNA, 1873 nt
Organism: Saccostrea echinata
Lineage: Eukaryota; Metazoa; Mollusca; Bivalvia; Ostreida; Ostreidae
Product: collagen alpha-6(VI) chain-like
Exons: 5
Coding region: 1-1800 (599 amino acids)
Source: RefSeq, a predicted model, not a curated record